This is a messenger RNA of Trichoderma asperellum CBS 433.97, 2200 nucleotides long. RefSeq lists its product as uncharacterized. The record is from RefSeq and is a predicted model, not a curated record. NCBI's taxonomy places the organism in Eukaryota, Fungi, Ascomycota, Sordariomycetes, Hypocreales, Hypocreaceae.
GUAGAAAUAUCACCUUCUUACUAUAUCUUGCUCUAUCAAUCAAGCCAAAUUAUAUAAAAAUGUCUAAGCUAAAAAAACGUGUUCCUCUUUGGCCGCCAGAAGGCCAAUCUUGGCACGGCGUUACACUGAGCGAUGCCAACAUUACUCUAUGCCAGUCAUGCAAGAUGAGUAUAUGUUGGCAGGGCGUGGGGGUCUGUGUUGGAUGUGCCUCGGGACUUGAAAGGCCCCUCCCCAGCAAAUUCCUGAGACAGCUGCGUGAAGAGCUUGCAUGUCGUGACGCCACUGUAGCAGUGCGAUCCAUCGAUGGAAGUGGACGAGUCGUGCAUCGCGGAGGGGUGGAGCGGCCGGCAAGGUGUGAAGACAGGUCCCGCAGAGCUGAUCUGUGUGACACCAUCUCACUAUACGGAUUCAAAAACGGUUGGGCAGCGUGGGCGCUUGGCAAUGCCGCAAGACAGCUGCGCGAGCCCGAGGGGUCAGAUGCUGCUGCGAUUGGUGUGUAUAAGCGCCAGCAGCCAAUCGAGGACGACGUUGGGCCCAUGAAGCACUGGUGUUCCUGCGGCAAUCGGAAGCACGAAUCGAGCGGACAGUCGCAGGCGGUGCUGAUCGAAGUGACGAUUGGAAAACUAACAAGCCAACCCGAGGCAUCUGCAGGCCAGCUCAGAGCAUUGGCGAAGAAGCGCAGAUCGUUGAAGAACCAGCCUGUUGAAACGACGAGACAGCUCCGGUCGGCCACCAGACGGCUCAAGGCAUUCAAGAGCCAGCCCGGCGCUGCAAAUGGCGCUCCAAACGGCGCUCCAAACGGCGCUCCAAAGCCAGAGAAGGCGUCGGCUCGAGUGCUCACGAGAGAAAAAAUCGACUUGGCAUAUCAGCACAGCCUGUGGUCGGGAGCGACGCCGGAAAUCUUCGCGGAUAUAAUGUGGCUGAUCGGGCCGGGCCGCAGUCACAUCGCUAAAGAAGGCGGCAAGGUCAGCGAGGAAAUCGCCAAGGGCGCGCGCGGCUCUGCUGAGACCGUGCUGCUGCAUUAUUUCUUCCUGAACAACCACGUCAACACGCUGGAGCAGGGGCUGGAGCUGUUGCUGAUGGGCGUUUAUCUCACGGCCCUGGACCAUGGCCGGGUCCGGGAUAGCGACUUCACGGCCUUCGUCGGCGAGCUUGCGCGCCAUGCAAGCCUGGGACGCUUCACUGUUUCGUUUAUCGAGCUCAUGGUGCAGUUUGGGCCGUCCGUCCUGGACUGGCACGCCGGGUGCAUAUCGACUCUAGGCUUGAUGCGCGGCCUGGAGCUGCGCUCUUGGGCGUAUGGAGUCCAGUGGGACGUGCUCAUGCAUUAUGAGCUCGGCAGCGAGGAGGAUUGGGAAGAGAAGCUCCCGUCGUGGAUGUGUGUCGCAGCAGCGCUCGGCCAUGAUGUGGGAGAUCUCUGCGCUGACACCCGGCUGGGCUCUACGGACAACUGCUACUUUGCCGUCGGUGCCGUGGCUGGAUACGAAGGCGUGGCGGCCUGCAUGGACAUCUUGUGCGAUGCGCUCGAAGCUGUCGUGCUCCGCGAUACCCGUGGGAUGAUUGAUAUUGGGUGCAUCGCCGGCAGUGCCUGUGCAACCUUUGAGCGGUCUGGUGGAGGUUUGUGUGCUUGCUCCAGCGAUACGAGCUUGGAGAACUCGUGCGAGGCCAUGGGCUUGCUAUCCAACCUGUGCCGCGACCGCCGGAUUCGUCCAGACGAUGCGGCUGACCUGCUGGAUCUCAGGGAUUCGGUGAGACAGCGAUGCCAACAACUGCCUCGGCCUCGACAAGCCAGAACGGUCCAUCUCGACCAUGAAGACCGUGAACAGGCGUAUGCUGAAGCUUUGAGAGUCAUGGGAACAGGCGAGAGCGGCAAGUCCGCCCACGCAAGGCUGCAGCUAGCAUACUCGAGCGCGGCCAAAGAUAUGUGCGGCUUCCUGCGGAGAAGAGCAGCUUACCUUCGCCAGUGUAUUGGAUCAAGCAAGGAUGUGCUAGACCUAAGCCGCGAUUGCAUGUGUGGUGGAGAGUGCAGUUUAUGGUAAGGCUUGGGCUAAGAUGGUUUUCAUUACUGGUGAAGCUUACGACAAAUUGAAACGGAGAUAGAAAAGCACAUGUAUAUUCUAAUCCAAUAAAAGUUCCUUUAGAUCAAAAAAGUAAAGUUGCUGAGGGAAAUGUUGCCUUUGUUCAAAUCGAAUGUCUAUCGAGG